Messenger RNA from Exophiala viscosa, 1454 nucleotides. RefSeq lists its product as uncharacterized. The record is from RefSeq and is a predicted model, not a curated record. Bases 268 to 1170 code for a protein of 300 amino acids. Gene Ontology annotation, molecular function: oxidoreductase activity. NCBI's taxonomy places the organism in Eukaryota, Fungi, Ascomycota, Eurotiomycetes, Chaetothyriales, Herpotrichiellaceae. The transcript has a single exon.
GGUGGUCUCAUCCACCUCAACAAAACAUGCGAAACAGGAUUCGAGACAUAGAAUCUGCUCCCGACCACGACAGGAACAUGACCUUCUUCAGGACACAGUCAAGCAUAAUGCGGCAAAUGCUUGGUACCAAUUGCAUAGCUUACCAAGCAGAAGCAUUGUUGGCGGAGCUAUCAUCAUACUCCACGUACAGACUACCUUCACAGAAAUAAAGCGUCGUCCUUGAUCUGCUCUCUGGUUUUUUCUCUUGCGGCCAACCUUUCGUCGAGCAUGCCUACAAGCAGAGUCGCACUGGCCGGGGCCACCGGCAACCUGGGCGUCCCAGUCCUCGAAGCGCUCCUAGGCGCCGGCCUGUCAGUGACAGUCCUCUCACGCGUGGGCGGCAACUCAUCCAAGCUGAAACAGCGCUCCAAUCUCACGAUCAAAUACGUGGACUUCAAUUCGACGCAGUCCCUGGCUUCAGCGCUGCAAGGCAUCGAGGUGGUGGUCUCCUGCCUGGCCACAUUAGCCAUCGGCAGCCAAAACCCAUUGAUCGACGCCUCGGUAGCGGCCGGUGUCAAACGGUUCAUCCCCGCAGAGUUCGGCAUGGACUCACUCAACCCGCUCUGCGUGCACUUGCCUGUUUGCGCUCCAAAAGCUGCAACACAGAAAUAUCUUGAGGCCAAGGCCCAGGCCAACCCGGGCUUCUCUUGGACAGGGAUCGCCAACGGACUAUUUCUCGAUUGGGGAUUACAAGUGGGCUUCAUCAUUGACACAGUUCGACACACCGCGACGCUGUACAGCGGCGGUGACAUACCCUUCAGCACCACGACGUUAGCUGACGUCGCCAGGGCCGUCUUGGGCGUCAUCAGGAACCAAGACGAGACGGCGGAUCGGCUGCUUUACAUCCAUUCGACGGUGACGACGCAGAACAAGUUGAUCGGGUACGCCAAGGAGAAGGACGGCAAAACAUGGCGGACGACUUGCAAGGACACCGAGGAUCUCCGGCGGGAAAGGUUCGGCAGUCUGCACAACGGGCACACGAUGGAGGCCAUGGACGGGUUCUGUGUGGUGGCGAUGUUCACCCCGGACUAUGGUUGUGACUUUUCGACACACUUGGAUAAUGAGCUGGUGGGAGUCAAGGGCAUGGAUGAGAAUGACUUGAGGGAAUUGGUGAGGGGUUUUGUGCAGUAAUGAUUUGAAACUCCAGUGGCGAGGCGGAGUAGAGGGAAAGAAUACAACAGCAGGAUACGGGUACAUGUCCUACACAACGUCCUAGCUAUUCAUCCGACUCGGACCUCAUGGUACAGAUCUUUCCAUUCUUCAACCACGAUCUCAGCACAUUCGGGCCUGCAUGCUCUUUAGCUGUAAACUCAGCUGGCCAGAUUGUCCCAAGACCCAUGACCCAAUCUCGGAACCGAUCCGAAAGAGGCAAGAAAAGCUACUGGCGGUAAGGCGGUCUGCAACUUUAGUGCCCC